Molecule: messenger RNA, 4179 nt
Organism: Uranotaenia lowii
Lineage: Eukaryota; Metazoa; Arthropoda; Insecta; Diptera; Culicidae
Exons: 1
Coding region: 1-4179 (1392 amino acids)
Biological process (GO): DNA integration
Molecular function (GO): nucleic acid binding; zinc ion binding
Source: RefSeq, a predicted model, not a curated record
AUGGAGAAUGUACGAUCCGGACGUACCGGAAAUGCUGCUGCUGCUGUUGGGGCUUCUGCUGCUGCCUCGGGCGCUGAUGCGUUUGCCGCUCCCCCUCACUUUGCGAUCGAUCCAUUCGACAGAAACAAAUUACGAUGGACUCGAUGGGUUGAGCGAUUAGAAACAGCGAUGUGGAUUCAUGGUGUAAGAGACGAAGAGAUGCGGAGGAAUUUGCUGCUCCACCAUAUGGGACCGGAAACCUAUGACGUCAUUUGCGACAGGAUUGCUCCGGAUGCUCCCCGUGCAAAAACCUUCCAGGAAAUCGUUGGCAUUUUGGAAGCACACUACAAUCCCCAGCCCCUCGAAGUUGCUGAAAAUUUUCGUUUCAUCAAUCGCCAUCAAGGUGAUGCUGAUGCAGUUUCUCCGGAAGAAUCAGUUGAUGAUUAUUUGGUUGCCCUCCGACGAAUAGCAGUGUCAUGCGAUUUCGUUAGAUUCAACUAUCUCGAACGUGCAUUACGGAAUCAGCUGGUAUUUGGAGUCAAGCGGAGUGAUAUUCGAGCUCGAUUGCUAGAAACUCGAAACCUUACCCUCCAGCAGGCUCGUGACAUUGCUGUGAGUAUGGAGCUGUCUCGGAAAAGUGGAGCAGAAAUAGAAGGGAACUCAUCACGACAAGAUGUAAACGCUGUGCAACGAUCAAAGGGCAACAUCAAAAGUGCGAAUAAAAACUGUAGGGAAAAGUCCUUAUCGGAAAAUCAAAAAGCUUCUUGUUUCCGUUGCGGAGACGAACUGCACUUUGCAAAUAAGUGUAAAUAUAAAAAUACAUUGUGUUUGUUCUGCGGAAAAAAAGGACAUUUGGAGAAAGUUUGUAUGGCCAAAUCCGCUGGGAAGAAAUCUGGCAAAGUACAUGCAAACUAUCUUGACAAUGAUUCCGAUAGUGAAGAUUCUGGUAGUAUUGAAAUUCGUGAAGUUUGUAACGUGGACAAGAUGCCGCGAUAUGGCAAAAUCUGGUUAAACGUUCGCGUAAACGACGUGGAAAUUCGGUUCGAAGUCGAUACUGGAUCGCCGGUCAGUAUCAUUAAUGCCCAAUGCUGGAAAAAACUGUUGCCAAGUGUACGUUUGAACAAUUGUGAUACGAAUCUCGUAAGCUACUGUAAUACCAGCAUUAAAGUUUUGGGUAUUCUCGAAGUGCUCGUAAAAGUUGGAACAAACAGUGAAACUCUUCCCCUUUACGUUGUGGAUUCCGGAAAACAUCCACUUCUCGGGCGCGAGUGGUUAAAGAAAAUGACCGUCGAUUGGAACAAGAUACUUCCACGCGCGAGUGAAGUGAAUUUGGUUGCUGCUACCCCCUGGAAUGCCGCCCUGCAAAAAGUGCUGGAUAAAUAUCCAAAAGUGUUCGAUGAUUCGAUCGGAAAAAUUUCUAAAGUGCAAGCCUCUUUACCGCUGAAGAAAGAUGCGAAACCAGUGUUUUUGAAGGCAAGGAAAAUACCGUUUAACAUGCAGAAAGUGGUCGAAGAAGAAUUGGAUUCCCUAGUUGCCGAGGGCGUACUUACUAAAGUUAACCAGAGCAACUGGGCUACGCCUAUAGUUCCGGUGAAAAAGUCCCAUAACCGAGUUCGCAUCUGCGGGGACUACAAACAGACGGUUAACCCGAACCUUGUGGUGGAUAAACAUCCGUUGCCUACUGCGGACGAGUUAUUUGCCUCUUUAGCUGGUGGCGAUAAAUUCUCAAAAAUCGACCUCGUUCAAGCUUACUUGCAGCUGGAAGUCGAUCCAGAGGAUAGAGAAAUUUUGACACUGAGUACUCAUCGAGGAUUGUACCGGCCAAACCGCCUUAUGUAUGGUGUUGCAUCGGCUCCUGCAAUUUGGCAACGCCAGAUGGAAAGUAUUUUGCAAGGCAUCGAGGGUGUCAGUGUUUUCCUCGACGACAUCAAGGUUACCGGACCAGAUGACCAAACACAUUUGCUGCGCCUUGAGCAAGUUCUCCGGCGAUUGAAUGACCGGAAUAUUAGAGUGAAUAGAUCGAAGUGCGAUUUUUUUGUGAAGAAGAUAGAAUACUGUGGAUACUUGAUUGACAAAGAAGGAAUCCACAAAAUACACAAGAAAAUCGAAGCCAUCCAAGAUAUGCCAAGACCCAAAAACAAGGACGAGGUUCGGUCGUUUGUCGGAUUAAUAAAUUAUUAUGGGCGCUUCUUUGAAAAUCUGAGUACUGUGUUGUAUCCUUUGAAUAAUUUACUUAAGAACGACGUUCCUUUCGACUGGAAUAAAAAAUGUGAAGAAUCUUUCAAGAACGUGAAGUCACAGAUGCAGUCCGAUAAUUGUCUUGUGCAUUAUUCACCCGAUCUGCCCCUGCUGCUAGCCACGGACGCCUCUCCGUAUGGGGUCGGAGCUGUAUUGAGCCACAUUUACGCAGACGGUACGGAACGUCCGAUACAAUUCGCGUCCCAAACAUUGAACCGGGUACAGCAAAACUACAUGCAAGUGGACAGAGAGGCGUACGCCAUCAUAUUCGGUGUCAAGAAAUUUUUUCAAUUCUUGUAUGGCCGAAGCUUCACUCUGAUAACAGACAACCAAGCGAUUACAAAAAUCUUCGGAGAGCAUAAAGGGUUGCCAGUCAUGUCUGCUCUUCGAAUGCAACAUUAUGCAACCUACCUGCAAUCGUUCGACUAUCAAAUACGCUUCCGGAAAUCUGCAGAUCAUGGUAAUGCAGAUGCUUUAUCUCGGAUUCCAGUAAAAGAUACUGAUCCUGACAAAAUGAUUGAGGAGACGGAUGUGAUCGAAAUGAAUCAAAUCGAUACGCUUCCAUUAACUCCAGCCGAACUCGCCCAAGCUACAGCCGAAGAUCAGACGGUACGUAUCCUUAUACAGGGAAUCAAACAUGGCCAACAAGUUCAAGGUCGUGAUCGCUUUGGAGUAGAUCAAACUGAGUUCUCAUUACAGAAAGGUUGUCUACUACGAGGAAUCCGAGUCUACGUGCCCCCACCCCUCCGGAAACGGGUAUUAGAAGAGCUGCAUUCUACUCACUUUGGAACAACACGUACCAAAUCCUUAGCCAGGGGCUAUUGUUGGUGGGUCGGGUUGGAUCAAGCAAUAGAAGAGAUGAUCCUCAACUGCGCUGAUUGUCAAGCUGUACGCCCGGAACCCGCUAAGAUGAGACUUCAUUGUUGGGAAACUCCUACUGAACCUUUCCAGAGGGUUCAUGUUGACUUCGCUGGACCGUUCCUCGACACCUACUUCUUUAUACUCGUUGACGCCUACAGUAAGUGGCCGGAGAUCAAAGUCUGCAAAUCGACCACAGCCGAAAGUACAGUGAUAAUGUGCCGUGAGAUUUUUAGCACUUUUGGGAUACCUUCGGUACUUGUUAGCGAUCACGGAGUGCAGUUUACGUCGGAUCUGUUUCAACAAUUCCUCAGAAUGAACGGUGUAGUCCAUAAGAUGGGUGCACCUUACCACCCAGCUACCAAUGGGCAAGCUGAGCGUUACGUUCAAACAUUCAAACAGAAGCUUAAAGCUCUGAAGUGCUCCAAGUCUCAACUUAACCUGGAAUUAUCCAAUAUUUUGCUUACCUAUCGCAAAAUGCUGCAUCCAACUACAGGCCAAUCGCCGUCCAUGUUAAUGUUCGGUAGACAAAUACGUUCAAGACUAGAUCUUAUGUUGCCGAAAAAUGAGAUCAUUGCGCCUACCAAUUAUGCUGUGCGGCAGUUUGAAGACGGUGACCGUGUGAGAGUACGAGACUUCCUGUCCAAAGACAAAUGGAAGUUUGGACGAAUCAUCGAAAAAGUUGGAAAGCUGCGUUAUUCUGUUCGCCUCGAUGACGGUCGUCUUUGGGAACGCCAUAUUGAUCAUGUGGUUGGUGUAGGCAACAAUCUUCCUGAAUCGGUGGAUCGUCCUAGGCUGGAGAAAGGCGCCGAAUAUCAUCCGGUUACUGAAAGUGCGGUACCUAGAGUUGCAAGUCCGACAAUGCAAGGUGCUGCUGCAAAUUCCGAAACAACAAGGGCUGCUGUUCCUUCGGUGGUAAACACCAGUGAUCCUUUGGCGGCAAGUGCUGCCUCCGAAGUACCAGGCGGUGCUGCAGUAGGUGGAAUACGACCAGGGUCCCUUCAACGACCAGGAACUUCAACGGUGUCACCAGCUAGUGAUAGUGCUACGCCUCCAAGGCGUUCGACAAGAGUGAUUAAACCUCCCCAGAGACUCAAUCUCUAG